AUGCCGAAAUCCCUCGUCAUCCCGAAUGGCUUCAGAUCGGACGUCAAGUGUUCGAAGCCCACGGAAACAUUUAGCGGCGAGGUUUUUCUAGACCUUAUACAUAAUGAUCAAGAAGCAGCAAUUGCCAAUGUCACAUUUGCACCUUGUGCCCGAACCUACUGGCACACCCAUGAAAGAGGACAAAUGAUCAAAGUUGUCGCUGGAAGCGGCUGGAUCUGCGAUAAGGGGGGCGUUCCACAGCGUCUGAAGACUGGAGAUGUCGUUUGGGCUCCGGCUGGAACCACUCACUGGCACGGAGCGGAUGAUGAGAGCAUCAUGACUCACUUCGUUAUUGGAAUCGGGAGCACUGUGUGGCAUGAAGCUGUAACUGAUGAGCAAUAUGGUCAAAAAGAUAAACCUUGA
Penicillium macrosclerotiorum is the source of this 402-nucleotide messenger RNA. RefSeq names its product cupin domain-containing protein. The transcript has a single exon. NCBI's taxonomy places the organism in Eukaryota, Fungi, Ascomycota, Eurotiomycetes, Eurotiales, Aspergillaceae. The record is from RefSeq and is a predicted model, not a curated record. The coding region runs from base 1 to 402 and encodes 133 amino acids.